Messenger RNA from Baudoinia panamericana UAMH 10762, 261 nucleotides. RefSeq lists its product as uncharacterized. The record is from RefSeq and is a predicted model, not a curated record. Bases 55 to 237 code for a protein of 60 amino acids. Lineage: Eukaryota; Fungi; Ascomycota; Dothideomycetes; Mycosphaerellales; Teratosphaeriaceae. The transcript has a single exon.
GCUUUCAAGCUCAGCAAGCGUCAGCCCCUUAAUACGUAGCAGAGAGGGGACCGGAUGCGAGUUGUGGGCGUGAUGCUAUAUAUUUCCCAUGAUUGCCAAGGAAACAAACGAGGUGGGAGCGAACAGAGACGGUCGCAGGAAGCAACAGCUCGCCCUAGCCUAGCGGUAAGAAGAAUAGAAGUAUAUGAGCUUGAGUUCGUGACGAAGCCGACGAGGACAAUAACAAUGCUAGACUAAGGAGGCUACGCUGAAGAAGUCGAA